CCUCGUUCCAGUCCUGUUAAUUAACAAUGAGUGAUAAUGAUUGGUAUAGGAAGGAAGCAUGCCUACUUUGAUACUUCUCACCUCUGACAUACGUCACUGGAAAAUCUUGUUCUUGUGCUUUGCAUGGGUGCAUUUUUUUGACUGAGUCUGGCUGUAUUUCAGUGCAGGAGCUCCACAAACACCAUGGCUCUGAACAUCGCUGGUGUGGUUGCAGUCGUUGUGUUUUACAUCUUAGUCCUGGUCACAGGGAUUUUAAGUGCCUGGAAGACCAAGAAGGCUGAGAGGACCAGCAGAGGAAACAGGACUGAAGUGGUCCUGCUUGGAGACAGAAAUAUUAACUUCCUGGUUGGGAUUUUCACCAUGACAGCGACAUGGGUGGGAGGUGGCUUUAUCCUGGGUGUGACUGAGGCAGUUUACACUCCUAAGAUGGGCUUGAUCUGGGCUCUAAUGCCUGUACACACUUCUGUGUCCUUCAUACUGGGUGGUCUUUUCUUUGCCAAGCCAAUGAGGGACAUGAAGUACUUCACCAUAAUGGACCCAUUCCAGAUCAAAUAUGGCAACGUACUGAGUGCUUCUCUGGUGCUGCCUGCUCUGCUCAUGGAUGUCAUGUGGUUGGCAAGCACUCUGCUUGGCUUAGGAUUAACCAUGACUGUGAUCCUGGACUUGCACUUUGCUUAUUCUGUGUGCAUCUCAUCAGCUGUGGCCAUUAUCUACACUUUGUUAGGAGGCCUUUACUCAGUGGCCUACACUGACAUCAUCCAGCUCUGUCUCAUCGCCGUCAGUUUGUGGCUGUGCGUCCCCUUCCUUCUGCUCAACGAUACGUCUUUAAACAUCGCUGAGACGGCUUUUAACAACACGCUUCAGGAACCCUGGCUUGGCUCUCUGGAGAAAGACAUGGUCUGGAAGUGGAUUGAUGACUUCUUAUUGCUGACUCUUGGCAAUCUUUCAUUUCAGUGCUUCCACCAGAGGACGCUGUCUGCCUCCUCAUCACGGACAGCCCAGUUAACCUGCUAUGCUGCUGCCAUUAUAGUUUUAAUACUGGGAAUCCCUCCAGUCUUGAUCGGAGCUGUCGCUGCCUCCACAGACUGGAACCUGACGAUGUACGGCUCUCCGUCUCCUUAUGAACGUGGCGAGCAUGCGAUGAUCCUUCCUCUGACUCUGCAGUACCUCACUCCGUCUUUCAUCUCAAUCAUUGGAAUCGGAGCCAUCACUGCAGCCGUCAUGUCCUCCACGGACUCAGAACUGUUAUCUACAACUUCUGUCUUCUCGUUAAACAUCUACAAGAACAUUCUGCGCAAACAGGCCUCAGAUCGUGAAAUGCAGUGGGUGAUUCGGAUCUCAAUCGUGGUUGUGGGCGUCGCUGGAACAUCCAUAACGUUCUUCACUAAAAGCGUCCUCCUCCUCUGGAUUCUUGGAGCAGACAUUGCCUACACGCUUAUAUUCCCCCAGCUGGUUUCUGUGCUCUUCUUCAAAGUGACAAACGCGUACGGUGGUGCGGUGGGUUACAUCAUAGGGCUGAUUGUGAGGAUUCUGUUAGGAGAGAACACUGUAGGUCUUCCUGUUGUUCUUUGCCUUCCCGGUUGCAAACUGGAGGACGGCGUCUACGUCCAAACAUUUGCGGUCAGAACAUUCUCCAUGCUGUGUACUCUGAUAAACAUCUUAGCUUUUUCUGCACUGGCUUUGGUUCUGUUCAACAAGGGCCUGCUGCCUGAGAGAUGGGACAUUUUCAAAGUAAAGCAUAAGAAUGCUGUACCACCAGGGGGUGCUGUUACCCAGAACCUUAAAGAUGAAGCUGGAAGUGAUGCAGAAUGUGAUGAAAACAGAGAUGGACUUCCCUUAGAGCCCAUGUUGUAGGCUGGAAAUGUUGUCUUUCCCUUUCAUAAACUGCUGUCAUAUUUCUUUUAAAGCAUCUAACUGCUGAUAGUUGUUAUGAAAACCCACCUGAAUCAAAUAAAGUGUCCACUCUUUUUCCAGUUUCCCUCUAGAGAUGAAUAAAGUUCUGUUUCUGACUCUAAGAGCCGCACAAAUAUUCAUCAUAUUUGGUACUUGUAAGGAGGAAUGUUUGUAAAAGCUCUACAAGAUAAAUUACAAUAAGACUAUUGCAAUUUUUAAGGAUUUAUUUGCAGACAAAUGAAAUCUGGUCAAAACCACCACACAAAAGACACAAUGACCUUAAUUAAAUAAAGUAAGAGAGUGAAGGUUUAGAUGGACUGACCACGAAAGACCUUUAAGAAUGCAAAGCAAAAACUUCACAUUCCUUUUUUACACGACAAAAUUCUCGUUGCUCAAUAUUUUGUUGAAUCAAAGUGAUGUUUAAUUACACCUUUAACAUGUCUUAGCAUGCUCUACAUCAGA
Molecule: messenger RNA, 2355 nt
Organism: Solea solea (common sole)
Lineage: Eukaryota; Metazoa; Chordata; Actinopteri; Pleuronectiformes; Soleidae
Product: high-affinity choline transporter 1-like
Exons: 8
Coding region: 184-1854 (556 amino acids)
Biological process (GO): acetylcholine biosynthetic process; choline transport; transmembrane transport
Cellular component (GO): plasma membrane
Molecular function (GO): choline:sodium symporter activity
Source: RefSeq, a predicted model, not a curated record